This is a messenger RNA of Sinocyclocheilus grahami, 1178 nucleotides long. Its product is annotated as arginase-1-like. Gene Ontology annotation, cellular component: cytosol; nucleus; cytoplasm. The record is from RefSeq and is a predicted model, not a curated record. Gene Ontology annotation, molecular function: manganese ion binding; arginase activity. NCBI's taxonomy places the organism in Eukaryota, Metazoa, Chordata, Actinopteri, Cypriniformes, Cyprinidae. The transcript has 8 exons. The coding region runs from base 126 to 1139 and encodes 337 amino acids.
GUUAAGACAGAAGAGCGCGAGCAGCCCAAUCACUGUCCCCGCACAGCGUGUCGUCACACGUCCUGCAAUCUGCUUUGAUUUUAGAGCCGCUUGCUCAGACUGCCGCUGGAUACAUUGUAACAGUGAUGAAGAGCUUCGGCGGAUUACGAGCCGCUUUUCACAUAUUCAGAAGAGACCUCCAUCAUCAUCACUGUGUGGGAAUAAUAGGUGCACCUUUCUCUAAAGGACAGCAGAGGGAUGGUGUGCAGAGAGGAGCAGACCUCAUUCGAGUUGCUGGAUUGGUGCAGAAACUUAAAGAGGAAGGUUGUGUAGUGAAGGAUUAUGGGAAUCUGACGUUUGAGGACGUUCCCAAUGAUGAGCCAGUUGGCAGACUGAAGACUCCGAGAGCAGUCGGCCGUGCCAAUGAGCUGCUCGCAGGAGCUGUGCAGAAGGUCAAGAGCGAUGGAAACACUUGUGUGAUGCUGGGAGGAGAUCACAGCUUGGCGAUUGGUUCGAUCUCUGGUCAUGCCGCCUCAAGACAUGAGCUGAGUAUUUUAUGGGUGGAUGCACAUGCAGACAUCAACACACCUUCAACCACGCCAACGGGAAACAUUCACGGCCAACCGCUGUCGUACCUCAUCCAUGAACUGCACUCAAAGAUUCCCAUAAUUCCAACUUUUUCAUGGUUAAAACCUUGUGUAGCAGCUAAGGACAUUGUCUACAUUGGGCUCAGAGAUGUGGACCCGGGAGAACAUUAUAUCCUGAAGUACCUUGGAAUCAAAGCCUUCUCCAUGACAGAAGUUGAUCGGCUUGGAAUAGCAAAAGUCAUGGAGCAGACAUGCGAUCACAUGUUUUCAAAGGUGAAAAAACCCAUCCACCUCAGUUUUGACAUUGAUGCACUGGACCCAUCAGUGUCACCUGCAACAGGCACACCUGCAGGGGGAGGCCUGACCUACAGAGAGGGGAUCUACAUCACUGAACACAUCUGUCAGACAGGACUUCUCUCUGCUGUAGACAUGGUGGAAGUGAACCCAAAGCAGGGCAAAACAGAAGACGAAAUUAAAUCAACAGUAAAUGCUGCUGUGGAUCUGUUAUUGGGCUGCUUCGGACGGGUCCGUGAGGGGUCUCAUGAUCCAGAUUACAAAAUCCCAAAUUUAUAAAUCACAGGCUUUAUUAUAUAUAUAUAUAUAUAUAUAUAU